ACAACUUGACAACUAACCGAAAAUAUUUUUCAAAAAUCAAAUAUCCUAUUCAUGUGUGAUGUGGUUCAAUUCAUUGUUAUUUUUUCAUAGUAAUUUUGGGUUUUUGUAGCAAAACAAGAAUAUACUCGAGCCCUACCUUUUGAAAGCCCAUUAAUAAACAAUGGCCAACAUCAGAGUAACUUUCGUACUGCCAAACAACGCCCGAGACGAAUCCGAAGCCUCUCACGUAAUGAAGCAAGCCUACAAUUCAUGCAAAAACUUCGUAAACGAAAUAUUUUGGGCCAAAGAAACUGAUUUGAACAGUCGCGAUCUAUCAAAGGGAGAUUAUUUGGUCUUCGAAGAAUUUUCUAACAAAGACUACACCCAAUACACUGAACGAAAAUGCGUCGUAAUCAGCCCUCUAGCAAUAAGCGUGUGUUUAGUUGAAGGCAAACAAAUUCCCAAAUUUAAUUGGCCAAUUUUGAGCGUGGCUUUAUAUGGUUGCGAAGUCACUUGCACUCAACUGCCAAAAAAUCUGAAGGAAUCUAUAAAAGAGAAAGUGCAACUUAUGGGAGGGUCGUACAGUGGGGAUUUAACAAAUUCAGUCACUCAUCUAAUAUGUGGCUCUUCUAAUUCGGAAAAAUAUAGAUUGGCUGUUGAAAAAGGGGUUUUGUUAAUGUUGCCUACGUGGAUUGAUUAUAUGUUUGAGUUGAGUCAAAAAAAUAACGUCAACUGCCACAAUAAGAAAAUUCUGGAUGAGUACAAAUGUCCUCCUUUUUAUGGUUUGAGUAUUUGCGCUACAGGGUUGACUAGUGGGCCACAAAAAACAAGACUGUCGGAAGUUAUAAAGACUAAUGGUGGAAGUUUUACCGGCACUUUAAUUUUAUCCAAGACUGAUGUAUUGAUUUGUUAUGGAACUACAAGCAGUACGAGUGAGAAAUAUAAAUCGGCACGACGUGUUCCGAGUAUUUGGUGUGUUACUCCCAAUUGGAUUGACGACAGUGUGGAAAAAGAAAAGUCGAUUUACAAUCGUGAAAAAGUGGAUUUAGAAUUGCGUGAAAUCAUCACAAUGUGCAACAACCGAUUAAUAUUUGAGCAAUUAAACAAGAUAAUCGACGAUUGCGCUUUACACUUGUCGGACGAAGAAACCAGAUUCAAAUUGCAGCUGGAAUACGACAAAGAACUUUUGGGCAAAAAUCUAAAGCAAGAAGAACGCAUAGCCCACAUGCCAAGCCAAAUUAGUAACUUAAAACGUCUUCAGAACGAAAUCCAAACUCAAACUGCACUAAUUGAACGUACUCUACAAGAUGUAGAGCAAGUUUUGAUUGAUGUUGAGCAAAAAAUACCUCCACAAUGUACUUGUCAACGUAAGCCAACAAAUAAAGAAGAAACUUACUUGCUAAUUGAGGAUAUUAGCGCAAAAUUAAUAAACAGACAGCAACAAAUUGAGGAAGCUCAGGCCUGUGAUGAGUUACUAGCCCAAAUAAAUCCCGAUGUAGAAUCCAUUGCCCAGAUAAUGAUAAGGAGUCUUCAAAAUUUGGAAUCUAUCGAAUUGAAAAUUGGAAAAAUGAAAGAAAAGCUUAAUGAAGUUGAGUUUUAUAAGCAGGCGUGUUAUCACAAAUACAAAAAGGUCGGAAGGAAAUUGACCAAAUUUUGA
This is a messenger RNA of Ceutorhynchus assimilis (cabbage seed weevil), 1636 nucleotides long. Lineage: Eukaryota; Metazoa; Arthropoda; Insecta; Coleoptera; Curculionidae. The record is from the annotation of a GenBank genome assembly.